Molecule: messenger RNA, 779 nt
Organism: Melospiza georgiana
Lineage: Eukaryota; Metazoa; Chordata; Aves; Passeriformes; Passerellidae
Product: gap junction beta-2 protein-like
Exons: 1
Coding region: 1-678 (225 amino acids)
Biological process (GO): cell communication
Cellular component (GO): connexin complex
Source: RefSeq, a predicted model, not a curated record
AUGGACUGGGGAACUCUGCAGGGUGUUUUGGGAGGUGUAAAUAAGCACUCCACCAGUAUCGGGAAGAUCUGGCUCACAGUCCUCUUCAUUUUCCGAAUCAUGAUCCUGGUUGUGGCUGCAGAGAGAGUCUGGGGAGAUGAACAACAAGAUUUUGUCUGCAACACGCUUCAGCCUGGCUGCAGAAAUGUUUGCUAUGAUCACUUUUUCCCCAUCUCUCACAUCAGACUCUGGGCCCUGCAGCUGAUCUUUGUCUCCACACCUGCGCUGCUGGUGGCCAUGCAUGUGGCUUACACCAGGCAUGAGAAGAAAAGGCGGUUCAGAAACGGUGAGAAAAUUGAUAUUGAAGAGCUAAAAAAUCAAAGGCUUCACAUUCGGGGCCCCUUGUGGUGGACAUACACCAGCAGCAUCUUCUUCAGGAUCAUCUUUGAGGCUGUCUUCAUGUACGUGUUCUAUUACAUGUACGAUGGGUUCCAGAUGCCCCGCCUGGUGAAGUGCGACGCUUGGCCCUGCCCCAACACUGUGGAUUGUUUCGUGUCUCGGCCCACUGAGAAAACCACAUUUACUAUUUUCAUGCUUGCUGUAUCUGGGAUCUGCAUGAUGUUGAAUCUGGCUGAGUUGUGCUACCUAGUGAUAAAAGUUUGCACAAAAGAAUCUGGGAAAGCAACAGUUUUGAAAUAAGUCCCCGGGUUCAGGAUUUACUGGCUCCCCAUUUCCCUUCAGCUUUCUUAGGUGUAAGAAAACAAUAAACAAUAUUUUCAUACUCAAGGAAAGGAUAAAAA